AUGUUCUCCACCUCGAUUCUCGGGGCUGUUCUUGGAGCCGCGAGCCUAUGCACAGCUGCCCAUCCAGGUUCACAUCCCUUUGCACAUCGUAUACAUGCUCGCCAGCAGCCUGACUAUGGCACUGCUGCAGACCCAGACACGACCGAGGAGGUGAACCCUUUCCUUGGGAAGUCAUAUUAUGUCAACCCAGCCUACGCGGAUAAGCUCGAGGAAACCAUCUCAGCAUUCCUCGCUCAAAAUGACACGCUGAACGCAGCGCGGACAAGAACAGCGCAGAGCAUUGGUACCUUCGUUUGGGUGACAAGCGUUGCCGGCCUCGGGGACCUCGACAUGACUAUCAAGUAUGCACGCGCUGUGCAGCACCAGACCAAGCAGAAACAGAUCGUCUCGUUGGUAUUGUACAACUUGCCAGAUCGUGAUUGCUCGGGUGGAGAGUCGGGAGGAGAGUUCAGCUCGGCUGCGAACGGACUAGAGCUUUACAAGAAGACCUUCGUGGACCCGUAUGCCGAGAAGCUGAUGGCCGCACCCGACCUGGAUUUUGCUGUCAUCAUGGAGCCUGACAGUAUGGGAAAUGCGAUCACCAACAUGAAUGUCCCAUUCUGUGCAAGCGCUGCUCCUAUCUAUGAGGAAGGGCUCGCGUAUGCAAUCUCGAAACUGCAGGCCAGCCACGUCCAUCUCUACGUCGAUGCGGCGAAUGGUGGGUGGCUCGGCUGGCCAGAUUCGCUCCCAAAGGCCACAGUCGCCGCGCAAUUUGCGAAAGUCCUGGAUCUCGCUAACCAGAACUCCACCAAGGAGGUAAAAAUUCGCGGAUUCUCAACCAAUGUGUCGAACUUCAAUCCAUACAUCGCGACUACCCGUCCAAGCUACACCGAAUUCUCAACCUCAUAUGACGAGCUCAACUACGCCAAGUCCCUUGCUCCAUACCUCACCAGCGCCUCUCUUCCCACUAAAUUCAUCAUCGACCAAGGCCGUUCUGGACUCCAAGGUACGAGAACUUCAUGGGGCGACUGGUGCAAUGCCAAAGCUGGGUUUGGCAUUAGACCUACCACAGAUACCAACAGCACUUUGGUUGACAGUAUCGUCUGGGCCAAGCCUGGGGGCGAAAGUGAUGGCGCUUGUGGCCCAGCCCUGGACGGGCAGACGGGACCGGCUGCGGGGAUGUGGUGGAACGAAUAUACGAUGGAUCUGGUGAAGAAUGCGAACCCUCCUUUGACGCCCACCUACCCGAGCUGCCACGCUUCUCGCAAGUGA
Molecule: messenger RNA, 1251 nt
Organism: Drepanopeziza brunnea f. sp. 'multigermtubi' MB_m1
Lineage: Eukaryota; Fungi; Ascomycota; Leotiomycetes; Helotiales; Drepanopezizaceae
Source: RefSeq, a predicted model, not a curated record